UUCCUGCUAUCGAAUAACGAUAGGCCCCGAUAGGCGUUACAUAUUUUAUUUACACUAUUUAUAAAUUAAAUUUACCGAAAAAUGCACCUGACGCUGAUCAACCUGUUCAAGAAGACCGUGCCGGGCCACAUAUUCCGCGGCAAGCGGCGCCUGGUGAAGCCGGUGAGCCAGCGGGCGAUGGACACCCUGACCCGCGAGUACGAGCGCCAGGAGCAAAUGAUGCUGCUCCUCCGGCACCCCUACUUGACCCUGGAACAGUCAUCCGGUCACGCCAAGGAGCUGCAGAAGCGCGAGAAGCUGGUGGCCAAGUGGACGGACGAGCAGACGCUGCGCAAGAUGAAGCCGCACGUGACCAUCGAGGAACGGCUGAGCCAGCUGAAGAUCAAGGAGGCCUGGGACUAGCCGGCUUCGUCUGUUGAAGCCUUGUUACUUGUACAAUAAAUAUAGAUUUUAUGGAAAUUA
Messenger RNA from Drosophila takahashii, 462 nucleotides. Its product is annotated as large ribosomal subunit protein mL63. Gene Ontology annotation, cellular component: mitochondrial ribosome. Gene Ontology annotation, molecular function: structural constituent of ribosome. NCBI's taxonomy places the organism in Eukaryota, Metazoa, Arthropoda, Insecta, Diptera, Drosophilidae. Gene Ontology annotation, biological process: mitochondrial translation. The record is from RefSeq and is a predicted model, not a curated record.